AUGUGGCUAGCUCAGCCCGAUGUGGCCGAGAGAUUGAAGAUCUCAGAUGUUGCAUGGAACAGUGCGAGUAACCAGUGGCUUUCCGACGAGGAAGCAGCCGCUUUCCAAUCGAGUGGGCCAUAUGAGCCAUCUUUCGUCCAGUUUGGGGCGGACGCGAUGAGGGACAAGUCUAUAUUUGUCACCAUACUACCCAAAGACAAGGACUUCUUUUCUGUAUGCCCCAUCAUUUCAGUCCAGGAAGGAGAUUUUCUUGGAGUUUUUGCUGGGAUGGUUCGCUACUCGACGCCCUGCAACGUCACCUAUGGUGUGCCGGGCCCUGGCGCCUGUUUGAUGGAUGCUGAUUUGAAACGUGGUAUAACGUUCAACUCGACCCAACAUGCUAAAGGUGCUGGACACUCGUGGACUAGCCUCUGUUUUAGACGAUAUUAA
This is a messenger RNA of Penicillium crustosum, 429 nucleotides long. RefSeq lists its product as uncharacterized. The record is from RefSeq and is a predicted model, not a curated record. Bases 1 to 429 code for a protein of 142 amino acids. NCBI's taxonomy places the organism in Eukaryota, Fungi, Ascomycota, Eurotiomycetes, Eurotiales, Aspergillaceae. The transcript is spliced from 2 exons.